CGGUUUUGUGUCGUUCUAACAGCAACUCUCGACAAUUUUGUUUUCGCUGGUCGUGUGCUUUAUUAAAUUUAAUUUAAAUUCAAUUCAUUUCUUUUAUCUGUUUUUAACUGGAAAAAAGCCGUUUAAUUUUUUUUUCCAUUAAUUUAAUCAAUAUUUAUUUAUAUUUGUAAAGUAUUCUUAUUCUUUUGUGUCAAGAAAAAACUAAAAAAAAAAACUGAAGGAUUCUUCUCUCGUGCGAAUUAGAAAAAAAAAAUUAAAGAGAUCAUUUUUUUGAUUAUUUGCGGAAAAAAAGGAAAGGUGCUGUUGCAAAAAUGGCCUCGUCUAGAAUUGAUGAUAAAGCGAGUGAUAUUCCGGAUAGACUUUACGAUGCUGGAACUAAAACCACUUACAAAAGGAUGAGAUUUUUUGGGAAGGGUGGUUUUGCAAAAUGUUACGAAAUCAUCGAUGUAGAAACCAACAAUGUUUAUGCUGGAAAAAUUGUAUCCAAAAAAUUAAUGAUGAAGCACAAUCAAAAAGAGAAAAUGACACAAGAAAUUUCCAUUCAUAAAUCCUUGAAUCAUAAAAAUGUUGUAAAAUUCCAUGGAUUUUUUGAUGACAGUCUAAAUGUUUAUAUUGUUUUGGAAUUGUGCAAAAAAAGAUCAAUGAUGGAACUUCACAAACGACGAAAAGUCAUAACAGACUACGAGUGCCGUUAUUAUAUUUUUCAAAUUAUCGAAGGAGUGAAAUAUCUUCACGACAAUCGAAUUAUCCAUCGUGAUUUGAAACUAGGUAAUUUAUUCCUCAACGAUCAACUUCAUGUUAAGAUUGGUGAUUUCGGUUUGGCCACACGAAUCGAAUAUGAGGGCGAACGCAAAAAGACCCUUUGUGGUACACCCAAUUAUAUUGCGCCAGAAAUUCUUACCAAGAAAGGACAUUCGUUUGAAGUGGAUAUUUGGUCGAUUGGUUGCGUCAUGUACACAUUGCUUGUCGGUCAGCCACCAUUCGAAACAAAGACACUCAAGGACACUUAUACAAAAAUCAAAAAAUGUGAAUAUAGAGUUCCAAAUUUUAUGCGAAAAAGUGCAGCCAAUAUGGUAAUCGCAAUGUUACAAUCGAAUCCAGAAAAACGUCCAACAAUUCAUCAAUUGUUUGAUUUUGAAUUCAUCAAAGCCGCGCCAGUGCCUAGUUGUUUGCCUAGCUCUUGUUUGACAAUGGCACCUCGAUUAGGAUUGAAUGAAACAAUGGAAGCAGAGAAUGAACUGAGACGCAAACCGCUAAUUGAAACGAAUGGAAUGAAAGACGACACAAGACUUGAGUCAACCUUCCUUAAAAACAACUUACAUGAUGCUAUCACAGCUUCGGCACAAAUUGGCAAUUUGAAUGAAGAUUAUCGUGCCGAUAUUCAAAGUCUCCAUGAACAACUAACAACUUUGAUAAACAGCAAGCCACGAAUGCUGCCAAACAAUUUAGGAGAUGAGAACACAGAUCCAGCUGCUCAGCCUCUAUUUUGGAUUUCCAAAUGGGUUGAUUAUAGUGAUAAGUAUGGCUUUGGAUAUCAACUGUGCGAUGAGGGUAUGGGUGUGAUGUUCAAUGAUACAACAAAACUAAUUAUGCUGCCGAAUGGAAUUAAUGUGCAUUUCAUCGAUAAAGAUGGCAAAGAAACCUACAUGAACGUUGGCCAAUACCCUAAGCAUUUGGACAAAAAAAUGAAGCUACUAUCAUACUUCAAGCGUUACAUGACUGAGCAUUUAGUAAAGGCUGGCGCCAACAAUGUCUUUUUUGAAAACGAUCAAAUUUCAAGAUUGCCUCAUUUACACUCGUGGUUCAGAACAACAUGUGCGGUUGUAAUGCAUCUAACAAAUGGAUCUCUGCAGCUCAAUUUCUCUGAUCACAUGAAACUAAUCAUCUGCCCACGUAUGAGUGCCGUUACAUACAUGGACAGCGAAAAGAACUUCCGAACCUACCGCUUCUCUACCAUCACAACGCAUGGCUGCUCGAAAGAUCUCUACCAGAAACUGCGCUAUGCCCAUGAAAAACUUCGAAAAAUGUUGGAGAAGAUGUUUUAAAAAUUUCAAAAAAGAAGCAUUUUUUUACAAAACGAUAUAUAUUUAUUGUGUUUUUUAAACUUAAAUUUGAUUAAGAUAAAAGAAAGGAGAAUUAGAGGCAACAAGCAAAAAGAACGAACAUGCCCAGCGAAACACAUUUUUCAUCGUUAUCACAAUACACAUACAUAUUUUUUGUUUUAUAUUUUUUUUUUUUGUUGCUGUUAUGCGUUUAAAAAAAUACUAUUUUUUUUUUUAAUCAUAUUAACAUUAUCAAAAAAGAGGAAACAAAAAGCAUUUCCAUUUUAUUUUUGAAAACAUUAGAAUUUACAUACAUAUACAUUUAUACGCAUUGUUAAAUAAGUACACGUUCCAUGUUAAAACAAAAACUGAUCUUAAAAAACAGUGUUGAUGACUGAGAUUAAAAUUAAGUAAACACAAUGCAAGGAAACUUAAAAAAAAAAAUAUUUAGACUGACAAAGUUAUAGGGAUUCUUUUUUGAAAUCGUUUUUCUUAAUUUUAUUAUGAACAAACAAAACAACAAAAGAAAUACCUUAAACCACAAAUACACAGCAUAAAAGAGUGCAGGCGCAAAAUUAGUUGGUUAAAUUUCAAAUUAGUAUUUUAUUUUUUUUUCUCAAGGAAUUCAGUGUGUUUAUUUUUUGUCAUUUAGUUUUUAUUCAUUUUUUUUAUGUUUUUUCUUUUUAUAUAUAAAAUAUUACAUUUAGUUAUGUUGUAUUUUUUUUUCAUUCCUUGUACUUGUGUUGGGUUAGUCUCAAUUAAAUAAAUUUUUAUAAAAAGAACAUUA
Episyrphus balteatus (marmalade hoverfly) is the source of this 2829-nucleotide messenger RNA. RefSeq names its product serine/threonine-protein kinase polo (gene polo). Gene Ontology annotation, cellular component: nucleus; centrosome; spindle pole. Gene Ontology annotation, molecular function: protein binding; protein serine/threonine kinase activity; ATP binding. The record is from RefSeq and is a predicted model, not a curated record. The coding region runs from base 312 to 2045 and encodes 577 amino acids. NCBI's taxonomy places the organism in Eukaryota, Metazoa, Arthropoda, Insecta, Diptera, Syrphidae. The transcript is spliced from 8 exons. Gene Ontology annotation, biological process: regulation of cytokinesis; protein phosphorylation; mitotic cell cycle.